Chroicocephalus ridibundus (black-headed gull) is the source of this 7477-nucleotide messenger RNA. It is a transcript of the gene PTPRJ, whose product is annotated as protein tyrosine phosphatase receptor type J. Gene Ontology annotation, biological process: peptidyl-tyrosine dephosphorylation involved in inactivation of protein kinase activity. NCBI's taxonomy places the organism in Eukaryota, Metazoa, Chordata, Aves, Charadriiformes, Laridae. Gene Ontology annotation, molecular function: protein binding; protein tyrosine phosphatase activity. The transcript has 24 exons. Gene Ontology annotation, cellular component: signaling receptor complex. The record is from RefSeq and is a predicted model, not a curated record. The coding region runs from base 322 to 4356 and encodes 1344 amino acids.
UUAAGCCCUGGGCGAGGGGCUGGCGGGAGCGGCGGUGAUGAGCCGCAGCGGAGAGAGGUGAUCGGCCUGGCUGUCCUGCUCGCCCCCGCGCUCCGCCCCGCUUAGGGCUUCCCCCGCGGCGGCUCCAGCCACCCGCCUUUCCAGUCAGGGAGCGCUAGAGGGAGCGGCGGGAGGCUGAGGCGCCGCCGCUGCCGCCGCCUGUGAGGGCGGCGAAGGGGUGGGACGCCGGGCGGUGCGGGGCGCGCAGCCCGGCCAUGUCUCCGGGGGAGGCGGCGUCGGGCUGAGCGGCCGUGCGCGCAGCGGGGAGCGCUCUCCGCCACCAUGAGGCGGCUGCUGCUGCCCCUACCCCUGCCUUGCCUGCUGCUGCCGCUGCUGCUGUCGGCCAAGGUCAGAUGUACAGUUGCCUGCACAGAGGAUUGCGGUUCACAAAAUGUAACUGCAGAAAGAGGAACCAGUAGUAAUGAUAAUGUAUCAGUAAACUCUACAAGUGGGAACAAAACCUAUGGAGGAGGAAGAUUUCCCAGGGAUGUGUUGCAAUCCAACAGCACAACAAGUGAUCAGAGCAAUGUAACACAGCCCAGCCCAGUCCAUGAUCUCAAGGCGGAAUAUGUUGGUGUGACUUCUGUCAUUUUAACGUGGUCAGUGAGUGAACCUGCUUCCCCAUCCUACACGUACAGGAUAGAGGUUGUAAAUGCUACAGAUGGUACCUCGCUUCGGAACCGGACGUCCAGCCUCACCGAAGUCGAAAUUACUGAGUUAAUCCCUGGGACGUUGUAUAAUUUCACAGUAUUUGCAGCAGUGAAUGACAGUCAGACGGAAGGAGAAGGGGUAUCCAUACCUGUGUAUACAAAGCCCAGCCCAGUCCAUGAUCUCAAGGCGGAAUAUGUUGGUGUGACUUCUGUCAACUUAACGUGGUCAGCGAGCGACGCUGCUUCCCCAUCCUACACGUACAGGACAGAGGUUGUAAAUGCUACAGAUGGUACCUCGCUUCAGAACCGGACGUCCAGCCUCACCGAAGUCGAAAUUACUGAGUUAAUCCCUGGGACGUUGUAUAAUUUCACAGUAUUCGCAGCAGUGAAUGACAGCCAGACGGAAGGAGAAGGGGUAUCCAUGUGUAUAUAUAUACCUGUGUAUACAAAGCCCAGCCCAGUCCAUGAUCUCAAGGCGGAAUAUGUUGGUGUGACUUCUGUCAACUUAACGUGGUCAGUGAGCGACGCUGCUUCCCCAUCCUACACGUACAGGACAGAGGUUGUAAAUGCUACAGAUGGUACCUCGCUUCAGAACCGGACGUCCAGCCUCACCGAAGUUGAAAUUACUGAGUUAAUCCCUGGGACGUUGUAUAAUUUCACAGUAUUCGCAGCAGUGAAUGACAGUCAGACGGAAGGAGAAGGGGUAUCCAUACCUGUGUAUACAAAGCCCAGCCCAGUCCAUGAUCUCAAGGCGGAAUAUGUUGGUGUGACUUCUGUCAACUUAACGUGGUCAGUGAGCGACGCUGCUUCCCCAUCCUACACGUACAGGACAGAGGUUGUAAAUGCUACAGAUGGUACCUCGCUUCAGAACCGGACGUCCAGCCUCACCGAAGUUGAAAUUACUGAGUUAAUCCCUGGGACGUUGUAUAAUUUCACAGUAUUCGCAGCAGUGAAUGACAGUCAGACGGAAGGAGAAGGGGUAUCCAUACCUGUGUAUACAAAGCCCAGCCCAGUCCAUGAUCUCAAGGCGGAAUAUGUUGGUGUGACUUCUGUCAAUUUAACGUGGUCAGUGAGCGACGCUGCUUCCCCAUCCUACACGUACAGGAUAGAGGUUGUAAAUGCUACAGAUGGUACCUCGCUUCAGAACCGGACGUCCAGCCUCACCGAAGUUGAAAUUACUGAGUUAAUCCCUGGGAUGUUGUAUAAUUUCACAGUAUUCGCAGCAGUGAAUGACAGUCAGACGGAAGGAGAAGGGGUAUCCAUACCUGUGUAUACAAAGCCCAGCCCAGUCCAUGAUCUCAAGGCGGAAUAUGUUGGUGUGACUUCUGUCAACUUAACGUGGUCAGCGAGCGACGCUGCUUCCCCAUCCUACACGUACAGGACAGAGGUUGUAAAUGCUACAGAUGGUACCUCGCUUCAGAACCGGACGUCCAGCCUCACCGAAGUUGAAAUUACUGAGUUAAUCCCUGGGACGUUGUAUAAUUUCACAGUAUUCGCAGCAGUGAAUGACAGUCAGACGGAAGGAGAAGGGGUAUCCAUACCUGUGUAUACAAAGCCCAGCCCAGUCCAUGAUCUCAAGGUGGAAUAUGUUGGUGUGACUUCUGUCAAUUUAACGUGGUCAGUAAGCGACGCUGCUUCCCCAUCCUACACGUACAGGAUAGAGGUUGUAAAUGGUACCUCGCUUCAGAACCGGACGUCCAGCCUCACCGAAGUUGAAAUUACUGAGUUAAUCCCUGGGACAUUGUAUAAUUUCACAGUAUUCGCAGCAGUGAAUGACAGUCAGACGGAAGGAGAAGGGGUAUCCAUACCUGUGUAUACAACUCCUGUCCCAGUGAAUUCAUUUCAGUGUGAACCAGUGGCCAACCAGUCUUUUCUAAUACUGAAGUGGGAAUGUCCUUUUGGUAACAGUUCUGAAUUCAAAAUUUUCAUAUGUAAAGGUGAAUGUAAAGAACAACGGACUCCAUCAUCCUGCAUGAAAGAAGAAUCAGAGCAAACCUUCAGAACAGAAUCAUUAGAGUAUUUCAGCACCUAUAAUGUUACUAUUGUAACUCUUUCAAAUAGUUCUGCAAGCCUUCCGGUACAGAAAAUGUGUAACACGAGCAUUACUGACCCACCUGAUCCACCAGAAGCUCCUUUGGUCAAGGCCGUCAGCCACAGCUCGUUGUCUGUUGAAUUCUCUGAUUUUAACUCAACGAAUGGACCGUUAAAAGCUUAUGCAAUAAUGAUCACAACAGAACAACAAGAUUGUACAUCUUUGAAGUCUAAAUUGAACAACACGUACAAAGACUUCAAGAAGAAGACGACAUUCACCUAUGUAACAUAUGUCAUAGAGCCAGAGCAGGCAAAAUCACCUUCUUUCCAUUCUCAGAAUGGUACAAACAUCAUUAAUGUAGGCAAGGGAAACACAAUGUAUGGCUACGAAAACGGACCAUUGAUUCCACUUCAUUCAUACAGGGCAAGUGUUGCAGGUUUCACUAAUAUUACCUUUACUACGGACAAGAUCAUUGUGGGGAAAGAUAGUUAUGUAUCAUUUUCACCCUGUUCUGAGGCGGUUUUGCUACCCCAGGAUCCAGGUGUUAUCACUGGAGCCGUUAUUGGAUGCCUUUUAGCUGUCUUGGCUGUAGUCACUAUAGGGGGUUUCAUAUUCUGGAGAAGGAGAAGGAAAGAUAAAAGAAAUACUGAAGUGUCCUUUUCUCCAAUUAAAUCAAAAAUGAUUAAAGUGGAGAACUUUGAGUCUUACUUUAAGAAGCAGCAAGCUGACUCCAACUGUGGUUUUGCUGAAGAGUAUGAGGAACUCAGGUCUGCUGGUGUUCAUCAGCCCAAAUUUGCUGCUGAACUUGCUGACAACAGGGGGAAAAAUAGAUACAACAACGUCUUACCAUAUGAUAUUUCUCGUGUUAAACUUUUAGAACAAAGCUAUGCAACUGAUGAUUAUAUUAAUGCAAACUAUAUACCUGGCUAUAACUCAAAGAAGGCAUUUAUUGCUACACAGGGUCCUUUACCCAACACUAUAGAAGACUUUUGGCGCAUGAUUUGGGAAAGGAAUAUCUACUCUAUUGUUAUGUUGACAAAAUGUGUUGAACAAGCCCGGACAAAAUGUGAGCAAUACUGGCCAGACAAGCAAUCGAAGACCUAUGGUGAUAUUAUUGUGACAAUGGUCUCGGAGAUUGUCCUUCCAGAAUGGACAAUAAGGGACUUCACUGUAGAAAAGUCCAACACACCAGAGAGCCACACGGUGCGCCAAUUCCAUUUCACCUCCUGGCCAGAUCACGGAGUGCCGGAGACAACAGACCUUCUCAUCAACUUCAGACACCUUGUUCAUGAGUACAGCAGUCAAAAUCCAAUCGACUCUCCUACUCUGGUGCACUGCAGUGCUGGUGUUGGGAGGACGGGGACGUUCAUUGCCAUCGACCGCCUGAUUCAGCAGAUUGAAAUGGAGAAUACUGUAGAUGUGUACGGAGUGGUAUAUGAUCUUCGCAUGCACCGACCUUUAAUGGUGCAAACUGAGGACCAGUAUGUCUUCCUAAACCAGUGUGUUAUGGAUAUUAUUAGAUCCCAGAAAGACAAGAAAACCGAUCUUAUUUACCAAAAUGUGACAGCAAUGGCGAUCUAUGAAAAUGUCACUCCUGGGCCAGGCUUCGGGAAGGCCAAUGGCUACCACGCAUAGUCUGGAAGGAACGCAGUGUCUCCAGGAGGUGUUACCUGCACAGAGGAAAGGGAGAUGUUCUACUUGCAUUUCCCGGGAUCGUGUGCAGUGUCUCAUGUCUGGCUUCUCCAGUUCUGUCCGCACUCGAAGAUGUGAUCCACAGGAGGAAAAACACAAUGCUGGCAGGAGUCGCAGAUUGAUAUUAAAAACAAAACAACAAACAAUUUAAAUUUAACAGAGGAAUCUUGCUUUUUCUUGGGAAUUUAACAGUGCUGAUAGGUGAAAUAGCAAUUACAGUAUGAACAGUGAACUAGAAUUUAAAAAUUAAAAUAAUAACACAAGCUUUUUAUUACAAUUUCAUAUUAUUUCAUUUACAGAUACCAGGCUUGUGGGCUGUUUUAAUAUAUUUAAUUAUAAGUUUCAGGAACAUAUUUUAUCUACUGUAUCUGGUUAGUUAGCUAAUAGAUAUGUGCCUCUGUGAUUUUUUUUUUUUGUGUUCCUUUUUAUUUAAAAAAGGAGUACAAACAGCUCCUUCAAAUGGACAUUUAUACUUGGAAAUUGUGCCUUUUCUAGUUGCUACUCUAGAAAAAAAACCCAGCAGAGAUUCUAUUUUUGUACUGAAACUCUUAAGAGAACACGGAUUUUUAAAUAAGGCUUAUGUCAAACAACUGUAGUUGCACUCUUGGCAGGAAUCUCCAGAAGUUUGGAGGUGAGCUUUGUUUUUGCAUUUCACCACAAAUAUCCCCUGCCUUAAUGUUUCAGUGCCUCUACUAGAGGAAAAGGAGUGUGCUCUGUCACUCCGAGCUUUAACUGUAGUAAAAAAAAAAAAAAACCAACAACAACAAAAACAAACCAACAAACAAACUGAGCAAGUGAACAUGUGAAUGUGUGUGUGGGGGUUUGUGUGGGUGUGUAUGAAGGACAGAAUAGCUCCUCCCUGUUCCUGGCUGAUAUUCCUGUUUUUAUACAAUUUAUAAUGAUUUAUUUAAAGGUGCAAUAUGUGAUUUACUGAAUAAUGAUCACUCUAUUCUAAUAGAGUUUUACUCAGGUUGGUGUCUUUUUAUCAUUGUUGUUGUUUUUCCUCAAAUAUGUAAAUCUGUGAAAAUGUUGAACUAAGGUUCCAAGUGUCCAAGCACUCCCAAACAGAUUGACUGGCUUUACUGUUUCUACCAAAACAAAUUGCACAAAAUUCUGCUGUAAAGACCAAUUUCUCAGUUGUUUUAGCCAUUCAUAACUGAGACACACCUUACCUGCCUGCAUCUCAUUGAUCUAAUGUAAUUGUCUUAUAAUUAUUUGCAAUAUACUGCUGCUGUUGUUUUAACUGGUCCUUUUAGAAACAGAAUGAACAAGCAGAAAACCCCUAGUUGCUGAUCUUACAAGUCAGGGAUUAGAUUGGAUUUAUUUUGCUGGUACAUAACUGUUAGACUUAUGAAGGCAUUUCCAAUGAAGGACUUAAGUAGCUGGGGGGAUGUUUUUUGGUCUUUGGAUCAUUGCACUGGUUGCAUUGCAGAGGAAUAUGAAGUUUACGAAUAAUGCUAUAGAAUAGCUAUAAAGUGGUGAAAAUCUUAUGAAGGUUUAAUAACCAGAGUCCCUGGAAUUAUGCUGCUUCUUUUUUGUUUUUUUUUUUUGGUUUUUUAGUUUGUUUUAGCAGAGUUGUCAGAAAAAGCUACGGAUACUAGGAGUAUAUGUGGCAUUACAGUGGAACCUGGCAACCUCGCAGAAUCCACUGUCAGCUAUAGGAAAAUGUAGGAAUUCCUGGUGCACACUGUAACUUUACAGAUAUCCAGAGGAAUUUUUUAUAACCUGGUGUGAAUUGUGGUGUACUGUGUGAGCAAAACUGGAGGACAAACCACAGUGCGCUUCAGCUUUUUUCCUUUUUUUUUUUUUGGUAGCAGCCACUUGUGUGUUCUUGAAUAUAUUUUUUUCUCUUGUUCUGAAAUACUUUAAAAGAAAAAUUAAAAAAAAAACAAAACAACAAAACCAAACAUAUUUAAUGAUCCUGCCCGGCUCCAUCUAAACUGGCAGUCCACGUAGUGGAUCCCUUACCUGGCAUUAUUCCUAAGCUGCUGACAGAUGACAAAUAAAGAUAAACCACUUGGACCAAACAGAACCAUUCCAAAGGAACUGGGAGGGAGGAAAGCCUGCCCCUUACAGUCACGUUAUUUUUUUCUCUCUUAGUCUUUUAAUUACUGCACAUCUGUGCAGAGCACAGAGCCAGUAUUCAUUACACUAGGUUUCCCAAGAACUUGCUGCCUUAGGGUGGUGAAUGCUGUCUUGCUUCAGAAGGCCCUUGUUUUGUAUAGCACGGAAGAGAGGGAGAUUAAUGUACUAGGCUAGAUCAUGUGUUUGCAUUAUAUUGCAGCAGAACAUCAGAAAACUAGCUAGAAUGGGAUGUGUUUCUGCCUAACCACUGCCCCGAUACUCGUAUAGAAAACAAACAUAUCUGUUCCAUUGCUUUGAUGUUGGAAGCAGGUGCCAAAUUCUCACUUGCGGCAUCAUCUAAUGAGCAUCCAUUCUUAAUACAACUGUAUGCAUGUGUUUUCCCAAAACUGACUCCUUGUGAGAAGGGACUGAAGUUUGAAGUAAAUGACCUGCUGUGAUCCCAGGUAUAGAUGGAAAAAGUUGGUAAGGUUUAAAAUGUUGUAAACAUGAAGUUGGCCAUAGUGUCAAUGUGAAUAAGUAAGACAUGGCUCAUAGGAUAGCUCUGCAGGAGGAAGAGGAGGAUUACAGGUAACACUCUACUACCUUGUGGAUCUGUCUUGGUCAGGAUGACUUGAAUUCCUGCAAAUAACUCUUCCCUGCCUUCUGAUGUUCUCUGCUACAAUUGCUGAGAUCUGUCUCUCUGGUCAGUGUUUUCUCUUAUUGUUGCUUACCUAAAGCUAUCUGCUUCUCGGGCUGAAAGCUCCACUCUGUGGCAAUUACAUCUCCUGCAUUUCUGUUCUACUCUUUUUCCCAUUUGGGGCCUGCUUAAGAAGGGAAAAGUUGAUGUGUUUCAAAUAAGUGACUGUUGAAUAUCUUGAAAUGAUGUACAAAUUUUAUUGUUUUCAUAUUUGUUGUACAGGAAGUUUCAGCACAUGUCUAUAAUGUUUUUAAUGGUUUGAUUUGUUUUUAAAGAUAUAAAAAUAACAAUUAAAAAGCAUCA